This is a messenger RNA of Macrobrachium nipponense, 1296 nucleotides long. Its product is annotated as large ribosomal subunit protein mL39-like. The transcript has 10 exons. The record is from RefSeq and is a predicted model, not a curated record. Bases 100 to 1119 code for a protein of 339 amino acids. Lineage: Eukaryota; Metazoa; Arthropoda; Malacostraca; Decapoda; Palaemonidae. Gene Ontology annotation, cellular component: mitochondrion. Gene Ontology annotation, molecular function: nucleotide binding; RNA binding.
GAGAGCCUUCUCAAAAGGACAACCCCAUGACUACUACUACUACGGCUUCGUGUAAUGUAACAAAUAUUGGCAGAUUACCCGUGUUCUUUUUACGAAACAAUGCAGCCGUUCCAUUACAAAGCCUGUUUGAAUAUUUCUCGAAAUGUUGAGACGUGUACAAAAAGAUUCUUUCAUAAGCAGAGGCUUACAAAUGCAGCUGUCCAGAAGAAGCGUUCCGAACUCUUUACUAAGGAGGCUAAACGACAGGCAGCUCUUAUCACAGAUGUGGAAAAGAUUGAGGUGAAAUAUAAUGGACAGCCUAAUGAUUGUACACUUAUUAUGAAUAAAAAUAUGUCUACACCAUUUAACUGUGCACAACAUAUCGGUCAGGCCAUUAUGGAUAGAUCUGUAUUAGCAGAAGUAAAUGGACAAGUCUGGGACAUGCAUCGACCCUUGGAGGAAGACUGCACAUUAUCAUUUUUACAUUUCAGACAGCCUGAUCCAUAUUAUGUCAACCGUGCUUUUUGGAGAUCAGCCUCAAUUAUGCUGGGUGGUGUUUUGGAAACCAUUUUCAAAGAUGACAUUUAUGUUGAGCUCUGUUCAUUUCCUUCUCCUAAUGUGCGUACUGGAAGUUUCGUAUAUGACGCUGACCUGAAGAUGCCUAGUUGGGAGCCAAGAAAGGAGGAACUUCGUACAUUGUCAGGAGCAAUGGUCAAGCUUUCUCUUUCUGCACUACCUUUUGAGAGGUUAGAGGUUGAUGCCAAAUUAGCAUUUGAGAUGUUCUCAGACAAUCAGUACAAAAGGGCUCAAGUUCCAAAUAUAGCUGCCCAUGGAGAAAAAGGUAACAGUGUGGUUCUUUACCGAGUUGGAGAUUUUGUUGACAUGAGCAGAGGACCACUCAUAAGCAACACCUGUCACAUGGGGAAAGUUUCGAUAGUGUCAGUUCAUCCCAUGAAAGUAGACAGUGGAGAGCUUUUACGUUUUCAGGGUGUAGCUCUUCCUAAGGGGUUUAUGAUGAACCAUUUCUCAUUUGGAAUUUUGGAAAAACGUGCAGAACAGUUGAACACAGGAAGAGUUCCAAGCAUUCCCACCCUUGGAAACAUUGGUGGGAAACCACAGGAAUUAUCUGCUGCUAAGUAGGUGUUGCAGUACAUAGUCUGUUAUUGAAAAUAGUUAGCCUCUGAGUGAAGAGUAAGUGAGUUCAUGCAGUACCCAGCCAGGUCACACACCCAAAAGCUGGCAAAGUAUUGAUCUUUCAUAGAUACCAGGAUUUGAGACCAAAACAGCAGCAACCCUCCCAUUCCUUUGAUCCUCACC